Ornithorhynchus anatinus (platypus) is the source of this 1143-nucleotide messenger RNA. RefSeq names its product cholinergic receptor muscarinic 5 (gene CHRM5). The record is from RefSeq and is a predicted model, not a curated record. Gene Ontology annotation, biological process: chemical synaptic transmission; G protein-coupled receptor signaling pathway, coupled to cyclic nucleotide second messenger; adenylate cyclase-inhibiting G protein-coupled acetylcholine receptor signaling pathway. Gene Ontology annotation, cellular component: dendrite; synapse; plasma membrane. Gene Ontology annotation, molecular function: G protein-coupled acetylcholine receptor activity; G protein-coupled serotonin receptor activity. The transcript has 2 exons. NCBI's taxonomy places the organism in Eukaryota, Metazoa, Chordata, Mammalia, Monotremata, Ornithorhynchidae. Bases 1 to 1143 code for a protein of 380 amino acids.
AUGGACGGCGCCGCCUCCCCCGACGGCGCCGCGGCCGCCGUCACCUCGCCGGUCCCCCGGCCGCCGGGGGCCCCGGGCCCGUGGGAGGCGGUGGCCAUCGCCACGGUGAGCGCCGCCGUCAGCCUGGCCACCGUGGUGGGCAACGCGCUGGUGCUGAUGUCGUUCCGGGUCGACGGCCGGCUGAGGACCGUGGGCAACUACUACCUGCUGAGCCUGGCCUGCGCCGACCUCAUCAUCGGGCUCUUCUCCAUGAACCUGUACACCGCCUACGUCCUCAUGGGCCGCUGGGCGCUGGGCAGCCUGGCCUGUGACCUCUGGCUGGCCCUGGACUACGUGGCCAGCAACGCCUCGGUCAUGAGCCUGCUGGCCAUCAGCUUCGACCGCUACUUCUCCGUCACUCGGCCGCUGACGUACCGGGCCGGGCGCACCCCGCGGCAGGCGGGCCUCCUCAUCGGCCUGGCCUGGCUGGCCUCCUUCGUCCUGUGGGCCCCGGCCAUCCUGGGCUGGCCGCUCCUGGUCGGGGAGCGGACGGCGCCCGCCGGCGAGUGCCAGAUCCGGUUCCUCUCCGAGCCGGUCGUCACCUUCGGGACGGCCAUCGCCGCCUUCUACGUCCCCGCCGCCGUCAUGACCGUCCUGAACUGCCGCAUCUACCGGGAGACGCGGCGCCGGGCCGAGGAGCUGGCCCGCCUGCGGGCGGCCGAGUCGGGGGCCCCGGCCCGGCGGGUCGCCGGCGGCCGCCGGACGGUCGGGGUCGCGCCCGGCCCGGCGCCCCCGGACGUUCCCCGCGCCGGCCUCGGCCCCCGGGGGACCGAGCGGAAGCGGAUGGUCCCGGUGAGGGGGAGGAAGGCGGCCCGGACGCUGAGCGCCGUCCUGCUGGCUUUCAUCCUGACCUGGACGCCGUACAACAUCCUGGUGCUCGUGUCCGCCUUCUGCCUGCGCUGCACGCCCGCCUGGCUGUGGCACCUGGGCUACUGGCUGUGCUACGUCAACAGCGCCGUCAACCCCGUCUGCUACGCUCUGUGCAACAGGGGCUUCCGCCGGACCUUCCGCCUGCUGCUGCUGGGCCGCUGGGGGAGGCGGAGGAGGCCGCGGCGGGCCGAGGGUAGGCCGCACCCGCGGGGCGACGGCGGCGGCCUGCCGUGA